AGGAGGAGCACCCCGCAGGCUGAGGGCAGGUGGGAAGCAAACCCGGACGCAUCGCAGCAGCAGCAGCAGCAGCAGAAGCAGCAGCAGCAGCCUCCGCAGUCCCUCCAGAGACAUGGAUCCCCAGACAGCACCUUCCCGGGCGCUCCUGCUCCUGCUCUUCUUGCAUCUGGCUUUCCUGGGAGGUCGUUCCCACCCGCUGGGCAGCCCCGGUUCAGCCUCGGACUUGGAAACGUCCGGGUUACAGGAGCAGCGCAACCAUUUGCAGGGCAAACUGUCGGAGCUGCAGGUGGAGCAGACAUCCCUGGAGCCCCUCCAGGAGAGCCCCCGUCCCACAGGUGUCUGGAAGUCCCGGGAGGUAGCCACCGAGGGCAUCCGUGGGCACCGCAAAAUGGUCCUCUACACCCUGCGGGCACCACGAAGCCCCAAGAUGGUGCAAGGGUCUGGCUGCUUUGGGAGGAAGAUGGACCGGAUCAGCUCCUCCAGUGGCCUGGGCUGCAAAGUGCUGAGGCGGCAUUAAGAGGAAGUCCUGGCUGCAGACACCUGCUUCUGAUUCCACAAGGGGCUUUUUCCUCAACCCUGUGGCCGCCUUUGAAGUGACUCAUUUUUUUAAUGUAUUUAUGUAUUUAUUUGAUUGUUUUAUAUAAGAUGGUUUCUUACCUUUGAGCACAAAAUUUCCACGGUGAAAUAAAGUCAACAUUAUAAGCUUUA
Homo sapiens (human) is the source of this 708-nucleotide messenger RNA. RefSeq names its product natriuretic peptide B (gene NPPB). The transcript is spliced from 3 exons. NCBI's taxonomy places the organism in Eukaryota, Metazoa, Chordata, Mammalia, Primates, Hominidae. Gene Ontology annotation, molecular function: hormone activity. The record is from RefSeq and is marked reviewed. Gene Ontology annotation, cellular component: extracellular region. The coding region runs from base 113 to 517 and encodes 134 amino acids.